Messenger RNA from Callorhinchus milii (elephant shark), 2279 nucleotides. Its product is annotated as eyes absent homolog 1. The transcript has 17 exons. The record is from RefSeq and is a predicted model, not a curated record. Gene Ontology annotation, cellular component: nucleus. The coding region runs from base 465 to 2204 and encodes 579 amino acids. Gene Ontology annotation, molecular function: protein tyrosine phosphatase activity. Gene Ontology annotation, biological process: multicellular organism development; positive regulation of DNA repair; cell differentiation. NCBI's taxonomy places the organism in Eukaryota, Metazoa, Chordata, Chondrichthyes, Chimaeriformes, Callorhinchidae.
CUUUGCUGAGAUUCAGGUUGGAUCCCUUGGGUAGAGAGAGUUGUGCUGGUCUCGUUUGGGACUGUUCCUUGUAGACUGGAGUAACAUUUAACAACAGGAGCAGUCAGUCAGUCAGUCAGUCAGUGUGUGAACACUUCGCUACCAGGGAAGCUUCUAAAUGCACUUUGGAUAGCCUGCAGCAUAAAUGAGAUGUCAUGGAAAUAUAGACCUUCAUCUUCAUUAAGAGAAUAGGCCAGUAGGCACGGUGCUGCCAAGCCCAUUAGAAGUCAGGGGAAACCCAAAAGGAUCCAUCAACACAAGAAGCGUUGCUCGAAUCGUAUGAGUGUGUUCCUGCUGCUGUUAAAUUGUGUGGAACAGCAAAGCUCCACUCAGACUGUCGACAGUUCUGCAGAAUACCAACAGCUGCAGGGUUAGCCUUUCUGCAUCGGAGCCACACAGAGAAGCACUGGUCUGGACAGCGGUGCAUGGAAAUGUUAGAUCUGGUGAUCCCACACAAUCUGACUGGAAGCUUUGACUGCGCCAACAAUCCAGAAUACCACACCGCUCAUAUUACUAACCGCUCAGAAACAUCAAAUGGCAAAGAGGACAAAUCAGAGUCAAUGAGUAGCAGUGAGAUUGCCUCCACAGCAUUAGAACACUUCCCUGACACAGCUAAUAGCGGUGAUAUUUUCAGUAAAAGACAAGUACACCAGUAUUCGCCCCAGAUUUACACAUCAAAAUCAUACCCUCACAUUGUUCCAACGCCAGCGUUCCACGCCAUGGCGGCCUAUGGACAAGCCCAGUACACAGCGGGGAUACAGCAAGCUGCCGCCUAUGCUACAUAUCCUCCACCAAGCCAACCCUAUGGACUUCCCUCUUACAGCAUUAAAACAGAAGAUGGGCUGAGCCAGGCUCACUCACCGGGUCAAACAGGAUAUCUAGGCUACGGUGCUAGUUUCAGCACACCUUCGCCAGGCCAAGCACCUUACAGCUACCAGAUGCACGGUACUGGGCUAACGGGGACAUCAGGGAUUUAUCAGGGAAACAACACAAUCAGCAGCUCCACAGGCUUCAACACUGCACAACAGGAAUACACCGCAUAUCCAGGCUUUGCCCAAGGACAAUACGCACAGUACUACAGCCCUCCAUACACCAGCCCCUAUGUGACAGCGAAUAGCAUUAGUCCAUCAGCCAUCACUGGCAUGACCUACCAAAUCCAGGAGCCCCCAGUCACACUCAAUAAUCAGACGAGCACAGAGACAAUGCCAGGGGAUUACAAUCCCAUCAAUCGCCCCCCAACCCCGGUAAAAGAUUCGGAAUCAGAUCGACAGCGGAGAAGUUCAGACGGAAAGUUACGUGGGAGGUCAAAAAGGAACAACGACCCUUCCCCUCCGCUAGAUACUGACAUCGAGCGGGUGUUUGUGUGGGAUCUGGAUGAGACCAUCAUUGUGUUCCACUCGUUACUCACAGGGACAUUCGCCACCCGAUAUGGAAAGGACACCCCCACAGCAGUAUCACUGGGAUUGCGGAUGGAGGAGAUGAUUUUUAAUUUGGCUGAUGCACAUCUGUUCUUUAACGACUUAGAGGAUUGCGACCAGGUUCACAUCGAUGACGUGUCUUCGGAUGACAAUGGGCAGGACUUGAGCACAUAUAACUUUGCCACAGACGGCUUCCAAGCCGCAGCAGUCAGUGGGAACCUGUGUAUAGGGUCUGGGGUGCAUGGAGGUGUGGACUGGAUGAGGAAAUUAGCAUUUCGCUACCGUCGAGUAAAAGAAAUGUACAACACUUACAAAAACAACGUUGGGGGUUUGAUAGGAACGCCCAAGAGAGAGGUGUGGUUGCAGCUGAGAGCAGACAUGGAAGCGCUAACUGACUUGUGGCUGACACAUGCACUGAAAGCACUCAGUCUAAUUAACUCCAGAUCAAAUUGUGUGAAUGUUCUGGUAACAACAACACAGCUUAUACCCGCCCUCUCCAAGGUAUUGUUAUAUGGACUUGGUACCGUUUUCCCAAUAGAGAAUAUUUACAGCGCCACUAAAACAGGGAAGGACAGCUGCUUUGAGAGAAUAGUUCAAAGAUUCGGAAGGAAAGCAGUUUACAUCGUGGUGGGAGAUGGUGUUGAAGAGGAACAAGCAGCAAAAAAGAACAACAUGCCAUUCUGGAGGAUCUCCUGCCACGCAGAUCUGGAGGCUCUUCGGCAUGCCCUCGAGCUCGAGUACUUGUAGCGAGAACACCCCCAGCCUCACCCUCACUCACUGACUGUGGCUCUGAUGCGUGGAUGAUACAGUGACAUGUGCUUU